AUGGCGUCAUGGAACAUGAAGAUGAUGGUGUGUGCUUUUGCCACACUUCUGGUGCUGGUAUGUAUCCUUCUCGGUGUGAUCAUAUGUCUUGCUAAAAGCCCCAAUGGCCUCCAUCCACCCGAGUGCCCAGAAGAAUCUUUCACCAAAGGUGCUGUGGCUGCGGACAACGAGAAGUGCUCAGAGAUCGGACUGAAAAUACUUAGACAAGGCGGCUCAGCUGUAGAUGCUGCCAUCGCUGCACUUCUGUGCACAGGCAUUAUGAACCCGCACACCGCGGGGAUCGGAGGAGGCUCCAUUUUCACCAUCAUGGACAAAUCUGGUGAUGUGAAGAUCAUUAACUCCAGGGAGGCCGCACCCUUCAGUGUUGUUAGAGAUCUGCUCAAGUCCUGCCCCAAGGAUUCUUCAAAGGCUACGGGAACAAAGUGGAUUGGUGUUCCGGGGGAAAUUCGAGGCUAUGAAGUGGCUCACAAACUUUAUAAGAAACUGAACUGGUCAGAUCUGUUCAAGGAGACCAUCAAGCUGGCCAGAGAGGGAGUCCAUAUUUCUCUAAUCCUGGGCUCCUACCUCCCACAGAUUAACGAAACUGAGUCCCUGCGAAAACUAUAUUCAGAUGAAAAUGGAAACCUGCUGAAGCAUAGAGACGUGAUCAAGUAUGAGAAACUGGCCGACACUUUGGAGCUGAUUGCAAAUGAAGGACCGGACGCCUUCUACAGCGGAACGAUAGCAAAGGACUUAAUCAAGAUUUCAGUUUUUUUCCCAGGAGGAAACCUUGAAGAGAAGGACUUCGAAUUAUAUAAUGCCACAGAGACUGAUGCAUGGGUUGUCCCGGUGGGAAAGAACUAUCAGAUGUACAUACCUCCACCCCCAUCAGGAGGAUCACUCCUUAGACUCGUCCUCGACUUCAUGAAAGAGUAUGAAAACAAACCGGCCCCUCGGUCUGUUGAAGAAAAAACAAAAUUUUAUGGCCGCUAUGUUGAAGCUCUUAAAUGGGCUAAUGACUUAAGGAAGUGUAUUCGGGAUCCACGCUUUUUUUUUCGGAAGAAGGCAAAGGAAAUGACAGAUAUUAACUUUGCAGACAACCCAAAUGACAUCUGUGCACAUAAUUCCAGUCAAUACAAAUUCAGCUGCAGUUAUGAGAGUGUGGGUACCACACACAUGUCUGUGGUGGACCAAUAUGGAACAUUUGUCGCCGUCACCAGCAGCAUCAAUGCCAUAUUUGGCUCCAGGGUCUACUCUCCAAACACUGGAAUCCUCCUCAACAACCAGCUGGCUGACUUUUGUGGAGUAGUGACAAAUAUCACUCCAGAGGAGCGCCCCCCCUCCUCCAUGGCCCCUGCUGUGCUGAAGCCUAUUUCCUCUACAUCUAAGUUCAAGACACUGGUGAUUGGAGCGAGUGGUGGAAGAAUGAUUACGACAGGAAUAGCAUCUGCUGUCAUCAACCACCUUUGGUUUGGGAAGAGCCUCAAAGAGGCGAUUGAUGCUCCUGUUCUCUUUGUUCACUCUAACAGCACAGUGAAGUUCGAACCCGGCAUACACAGAGGUAUAAUUAAAGAGCUUGAAGCGUUGGGACACAACCAGAUGUCUGAUGAUUUCUACAAUGUUGUUAACGCUGUGGAGAAAAACAAUGGCUACAUCUGUGCUGUGUCUGAUGACAGGAAACUGGGAAAAGCAGCUGGAUACUGACACCAGCAGUCAGUCAUGCUGGUCAUGGAGGAUGUUCUGAAAAGGACUGAGAUCUUCCUGCAGCAGAAGUUGUCCGUUGUUUUUAAACGUCAUUGAACAACAAGCGGAGAAACGGGUUUAGUUUGCUGAGUGUUUGCUGUAACGUGGCUUUAUGUGUCUGGAAUGAGCUGACAGACUGCACCAAGAUGUUAGCAGGGAAAAAAUAUGUUUAUGUAGGAGGUAGACUUA
Molecule: messenger RNA, 1911 nt
Organism: Poeciliopsis prolifica (blackstripe livebearer)
Lineage: Eukaryota; Metazoa; Chordata; Actinopteri; Cyprinodontiformes; Poeciliidae
Product: glutathione hydrolase 5 proenzyme-like
Exons: 12
Coding region: 1-1683 (560 amino acids)
Biological process (GO): inflammatory response; glutathione catabolic process; leukotriene D4 biosynthetic process
Cellular component (GO): plasma membrane
Molecular function (GO): leukotriene-C(4) hydrolase activity; glutathione gamma-glutamate hydrolase
Source: RefSeq, a predicted model, not a curated record